Aspergillus calidoustus is the source of this 915-nucleotide messenger RNA. NCBI's taxonomy places the organism in Eukaryota, Fungi, Ascomycota, Eurotiomycetes, Eurotiales, Aspergillaceae. The record is from the annotation of a GenBank genome assembly.
AUGAUGAGCCCUGUCUCUAAUUUUUCCAUUGAUGAGAAUAUCUCGAUAUUUCCUUCACUGGAAGCAUCGCUCCUGAUAGAUGAAGGGACCUGGCGCCCCACACCUCCGCCUGCGCAUCAUGGGUUUAUGUUUGUGAAUACGCAGGCUGAUGUUUCGCAGUGUGUCGGCAUACAAAGGCAAAAAAAGGCCUUCCUUGCGAGAAACGCCCAUCAGCGAAGGAAGAAAGAGGCUGUUGAUCGGUUGAAAUUGCCCCAGCCGUACAGGGGCAGUGCUCCACAGCGAGGAGAGAAGGAGGUAGAAAACGUCCACAGAAACAAGACACAGAUUCAUCCGCCACAUGACAAUAGCAUGUUGCCAGCCAGAGUAUCUGCCGUCCUCAGCCAGAACCAUGCCGACCCGUUUUGCGCCUACCCUGUGCCAAUGAGCAGCGCCAUGCAUAUGUAUUUUCGCCAUUACAGAUUCUACGUGGUUCCCACAGCGUAUCCAUUUAAUGUUGACCGGAUGAACACCUGGUGGACGGAAAGGGCGGUCAUGUCCCCCGCGCUCCUCCACACCAAACUCUGUCUCGCGGCUGGACACAAGGCGGCUCUUGAAUCUCGCAAUGGUGUUUCUUCUGUAGCAUGCCAGAGAUCACGCAGAGAUUGCUUACAAUUUCGAAUGAACGCCAUCAGAACCUUGAACGAUAUUCUGCAGGAUCCCGUGACUGCGGUCGCAGAGUCUACAGUGUUACUUGUUGGUUCAAUAGUGACAAUCGAGACUAUCAAUGCCGAAUUUGCGGCUCUGCAGACACAUAUGAACGGCCUGGCUACGCUUAUAGACCUAGCUGGCGGUCUUGAUGCAUUGGAGCACAUGACCCUUUCCAGCAUAUACCAGUACAACACCCCUCUCAUGUCUGUUGCGUUCGUGGCUGAUUGA